AUAUUUCAGUCUUUUAAUUUUACAUCUUUAACAUUAAUUAUCUUUUUCAAUGAAAACUAUAAUUGUUACUAAAAUUUGACUAGAUUGAUAUUAUCAUGAUUAAACAUAAAAAUGAAAUUAUUUUUAAAAUUUUGAUAACAAUUUUACUCAUUUUAAUAAAAAAAUCCGGCAGCAACGUGUUCUUUAAUGAAGUGAAAGCGGCUGCUGUUACCGGAAAAAUCCUCCCACCAAAUAGAGGACAAACGUGAGAUAAAGAUUCGACGAUUGUAUUUCCUUCCCUUGUUUCUUCAAAAGAAAACAGAGAAGAAAAAAAAAGGUGAAAUAAAAAAUCUAUGGCGACGAUCUCUUCAAAAAUUUUUCUCUGUUAUGCAACUCCAAAACCCCAAUUCCCUACAAUCACUUCUCCUUCUCUUUUACCUUCUGCAAAGAAAGUUAACGAUAAACCCACCAAGCAAAUUACUUUUUACAGCAACAGUAAUUCCCGUUUCACGGCCAGAGCUUCUUCUUCCUCUGCCGCUGAAUUCACCGCCAACAUCGGCGAUGUACUAGGCGACGUUAGCGUUUUCACCGCUGCGGGUCAACCUGUUUUCUUCAAAGAUCUGUGGGACCAAAAAGAGGGAGUAGCGGUUGUAGCACUUUUAAGGCAUUUCGGAUGCUUUUGCUGUUGGGAACUUGCUUCAGCUCUGAAAGAAGCAAAACCAAAAUUCGACUCAGCUGGUGUGAAAUUAAUUGCAGUUGGUGUUGGUACUCCUGAUAAAGCUCGUAUCCUUGCAGAGCGGUUGCCAUUUCCAAUGGACUCCCUUUAUGCUGAUCCUGAACGUAAGGCAUAUGAUGUUUUGGGUUUAUACUAUGGUCUUGGGCGUACAUUUUUCAAUCCAGCCAGUGCAAAGGUGUUCUCAAGACUUGACAAAGUGAAGAAAGCUAUGGAAAACUAUACCAUGAAAGCCACUCCAGAUGAUAAAAGCAGUGUAUUACAACAGGGAGGGAUGUUUGUCUUCAAAGGGAAACAAUUGUUGUAUGCACGAAAAGACGAAGGGACAGGUGAUCAUGCUCCUUUAGAUGAUAUCUUUAAUGUUUGCUGCAAAACCCCAGUGGCAUGAAGUCUUUCUAUAAUAUAUUAUUCAAUCAUUCUAGACGAGCCUGUUUCAGAUAUCGGCAUAUGCUGCAAGGUUCUGGUUGCAUAAAUUGCUACAUCUUAUUUGCAACCCAAGCAGCAAAAUAUUGCUUUCUUUUGUAAAAUAUUGCUGAAAAUAAUAUAUAUACUUUUUUUUUGCAAAAAUUAAAAGCUAUGGAAAUAUUAAUCAAAUAGCCAAUAAUAAUUUGUAAAUAAUAUAGCUACAUAUGUACUUGAGAACAUUUUAAUAGCCAAUAAUAAUUUGUAAAACGCUUGACAUUUUGGCUAAUGAUUUUAAA
Messenger RNA from Durio zibethinus, 1413 nucleotides. Its product is annotated as thioredoxin-like protein AAED1, chloroplastic. Lineage: Eukaryota; Viridiplantae; Streptophyta; Magnoliopsida; Malvales; Malvaceae. The record is from RefSeq and is a predicted model, not a curated record. Gene Ontology annotation, cellular component: chloroplast. Gene Ontology annotation, molecular function: antioxidant activity; oxidoreductase activity.